Messenger RNA from Taeniopygia guttata (zebra finch), 7504 nucleotides. RefSeq names its product glycosyltransferase like domain containing 1 (gene QTMAN). The record is from RefSeq and is a predicted model, not a curated record. NCBI's taxonomy places the organism in Eukaryota, Metazoa, Chordata, Aves, Passeriformes, Estrildidae.
UUUUUUUUUUGCAAGGAGUUUUAGGAUUAUCUGUGUGAUAUGUUCAGCAUUGGGCUGAGGGGUGUCUUUCAGGGCUUUCUUUUUGUGGGCCUGGUUGAGCUGAAUUCCCAGUAAUUGGUAUUUCACCCAGGAGCAACCCAGGUGACUCAGGAAUUCUAGCACCUUCAGCAUGUGGAAUGUCUGUCCUAAUCAGGCUUAAUAGAGAGGGGGCAUUAGCCCAGUAAUGAUUGAAAUCUGCCUUCUAAAGGAAAAUAUUCAGCAGGGCAUGUGACACGAAUGCUCCUCUGUGCCUUUGCUCUCUCCUUGUCCAGACACAGCUCUUGGACAUCCUCAGUGGCAAUGGGAUGUUGCUGAAGUACGAGGCUGCUUUGCACGCUCCUCUCUGUGAAUCCAUUUUGUGAUUAAACUUUUAAAAGUCACAGCCUCCAACAUGCCACUGCAGUUUCAUGGUAGUUCUGACAUUAUUUUACUAUUCAUGCUGUGAAUUUCAUUCUAUAGUAAAAUGAAUAUUAUAUUGGCCUUUUAUGUUGGUUGUCAGUGGAGAAUAAGGAAGCUACACUUUUAGAGCAUCUGUAUGCAAUCUUGGCUACAAGUAGGACCCUCUGGAAAGCUGUUACUGUUGGGGCAGAACUAAUCAUUCCAUGUGAAAUUAUAUAAGGAGAAUUAGCUCUGACUCUACCUCAUUUCCUUUCAUACCGCUGUGAAAAUAAGCUUAGGAACGUCAAACCUUCCCUCUUUAUUUCUCUAAGUACUUUGUUAAAUACUUCUUUUUAUUAAGACUUAUUUAUUGGAGGUGCUAGAAAAGAAAAUAUAACUGUCUGUAUUUCUAGGUACUAAUGGGAUGUGUGUCCUUGCCCAGUUUGGCAGUUGUGAUUUCCUUCCCAGGACUGGAUUCCUGCGAUCAGUUGCCAUUGCCUUCUCUGUACUUUGACUUUAUUUCCCUGGUGGAUCAUUCAGAGUACUCCACGCUUAAGGUGAGCUCCUCUGGCCUGAUGUGCAGCUGGUGGGAAGAGAGAAACUGGAGGCUUUCCUGCUCCAUCUGUACCUUUGGAAGGACUUCACCGAAUGCAGUGCACGGUGGGAAAAGCAGCUCUGUUUAGAUUGAAGAAUGCUACUACACUGAAGAAAAUCACACUUUGAAAUCUGUCCAUUGGACUGAAGCAGAUAGGAUGGGUUGGAAGAAAUACAGCUCACCGCUGAGAUCCAUGGCCAAGAUUCCCAAACUGCUUUGGUGAAGAACUCUGAAGCAGCACCACCUGGUAUUUCACUGCUGCCAGCUUUGAAUGCAGGUUUCAGACAGUUCUGAAGUACUUGGAAAAUGAGUGUCCUUCUCAUUGAACCCUUUUAUGGUGGCUCCCACAAACAGCUGAUGGAUCUUCUCCAGGAAGAGCUGCAAGAAGAUUGUGUUCUCUGCACACUCCCAGCCAAGAAGUGGCAUUGGAAGGCACGGACUUCUGCUCUUUAUUUCAUGCAAACAGUGCCGAUAAGUUCAAAUUACAGGAUCCUCUUUGCAAGCUCGGUGCUUAACCUGGCUGAACUCGCUGCCCUGCGCCCUGACCUUGGCAAAUUGAAAAAGGUCCUCUACUUCCAUGAGAACCAAUUGGCAUAUCCUGUCCAGAAAUGCCAGGAAAGGGAUUUUCAGUAUGGAUACAACCAAAUUCUUUCAUGUUUGGUUGCUGAUGUUGUGGUGUUCAACUCUGCUUUUAAUAUGGAAUCCUUUCUUAAAUCCAUUGGAAAAUUUAUGAAGCUGAUUCCUGACCACAGACCUAAGGAUUUGGAAAAAAUAAUCAGACCGAAGUGCCAAGUUCUUUAUUUUCCAGUCAGGUUUCCUGAUGUGAGCAGGUUCAUGCCAGAGCAUAAACUUGCUCGUUUGAAAAAGGUAAUGGGUGUUAAAAGGAAUGGAGAUGCUUAUCAGGAGGGGCUGCCUGGCCAGCAGGAGAGCAGAGCUGUAAUGAAAACCAGUGAUGCACAUCCUGAGUCUGGACUUUGUGAGCCCCAGCCUGGACUCUGCACCACACAGCACGAGGGGCUGCCCUGCCCACCAGCAGUCCCAGUCCAGGCUGAAGCACCAGAAAGUACAAAUCCUUGUCAAGGGGAAGAUAAGCAACGUCUGACUUUUAACCUCUCUAAUAUCUUGAGUGGACUGGACUAUCAGCAAAGACCUCUGCACAUUGCCUGGCCUCACAGGUGGGAACAUGACAAAGAUCCUGAAACUUUCUUUAAAGUCCUGAUGAAGCUGAAAGAGCAAGAUCUGCCUUUCCAUGUGUCCGUCCUUGGAGAGACUUUCAGUGAAAUUCCAGAUAUCUUUUCAGAGGCCAGGGAGGUGUUGGGAUCGUCCGUCUUGCACUGGGGGUACUUGCCCAGCAAGGAUGACUAUUUCCGAGCGCUGUGCACGGCCGAUGUUGUCAUCUCCACAGCCAAACACGAAUUCUUUGGCGUGGCAAUGAUGGAGGCUGUGCAUUGUGGCUGUUACCCGCUGUGUCCCAAAGCCUUGGUGUACCCAGAGAUAUUCCCAGCUGAAUAUCUGUAUUCUACACCUGAACAGCUUUUUAAAAGGCUUCAGAAUUUCUGCAAGAGACCAGAUAUUGUAAGGAGACAUCUCUAUAAGGGAAGAUUCGCAGCUGUUGCUGGAAGCCGAUCCUCGGGGGCUGCAGGGGUUGGAAGUUGUUGCGAAGCGAGCUCCGAGCGGGAGGAGGCUGCGGAGAGAGGGGAGGGCACCGGAGGGAAUCGGGACCUUGGCAUGGAAUAUCCCACCCGCGGAAAAAGCUUUGCCCAUCCCGGUGAGCGGCCGAGAGGAUGGAGGUGCGGGCAAGCCGGGUUAAACGAGGCCAGUGACGGCUGUAAUGGUAAAAAUCAUAAAUAAUAAGAAUCAUGGCAAUGUAAUAAUGCAAAGGGUUUGAGCCGGGGGCGAUCGCUGUCAGGGCAGCCCCGCGGUGCCCUCCGCGCAUCCCGGCGCAUCCCGGCGCAUCCCGGCGCAUCCCGGCGCUGCGGCUUCCCCGGGAAGCGGGGAUGGACGCACGCCACCCGCCACUUUUAUCAUCGACAUUACCGAUAAUAAAAAUAUUAUUUUGUAAAUCAGGUUCUUCUGUAGCAUCGCUCUACAGCACGGAGAAAAGCUUUCCCCCUCCCCGCCGUGGCUUUUCCGCGGGUGCGGAGCGGCCGCCCGUGGUGCGCAGCCUUCCCCCAGCCCUUCCCCGGCUCUCCUGCGGUUCCUCCAGGAAAAACACAACCCCAAAAAACACCAAACGAACAAAAAAUACCCUCAAGCCCCCGAAAGAAAUGCCGGGCAAGGAGCGCGGCGCUGGGGAGGGAUGGGAGGGAUGCGUGCGAGGGGCUUAACCCUUGGAGCUUUGAAGGCAAAACAAGGAAAUGCGUUGGAAAGGCAUGUCUGUAAACAAUGAUAAUUAGCCUUUUCAAAAAUCAUAACAAUGAUUAAAAUCUCGGAUUCAUUAUUUAUUCAUCACAGAACCUCUUUGCAGACCUGGGAAUAGUGAUUAAAACCUAAGUGCUUCUCAAUUUUGCACAGCUCGAGAGGAGCCUAAAAAGGGGUUAAAAUGGAAAGGAAAGAGGAAACCAAGCAAACAGAAUUCUUCUUUUAAGAACCAAUACUUUCUUCUUCCCUUCCUGGCAGGAAUACUCUUAUUCCCCCAAAUUUUGGUAUUAUGAAAAUGUUUCUCAUACUAAGUACAAGUGUUAGACUGAAUCCAGUUGGUACUAAAAUUGCAAACACACUUUCACUCCUAGAAAAGCCAACAGAAAGGAACUUCUUUUAACUCCAUAAUAGCAGGUUACAGAGUAAAUGAACAACUGAUGGUCAACUGGCCAAUUAUGGUAUAAAUAUCCGUUGUUUACGGCGAGGUGUUAAAUGAGCCUUUCGAGCACAAAGGAUCAGACUGUCUAAGCUACAAUUUGUGCUUCAUCCCAUUAUGUCUCCCCGAAAAAGGCCCGUGCCGUUGUAGGUAAUGUGCGCACAGAACAUAUUUCUCUCUGUUGAUUUUAGUUUGCUUUAAUUCAAUACACACUCUUGUUUACUUUUUAAAAUUUAAAUAAAUGUCAGCAUUGUAUAAUUUCUAUGUUAACAAAGCAGUGAGCAAAAUCCCUUGUAUGUUUAUAAAAUAUUAUUGUUUAAUUCACAUAGUUUAGGAAUUCCAAAUGUUGAGAAUAGGAAGGAGGCCAAAUACCAUCUGUUUAUAACUAUGAUGCAUCAUCAUAUGUGUACUUUAAAAAAGAAGAAGAAAAAAAAAAGCUUGGUCAAUCAUGCCACUGUUCUAUCUGUUAGGGAUAUAGUGAGGAUUUAAAAUCUCUCUGUGCCAGGAAAUUUUAGGGUGGUUUAAUUCUGAGCAGGGAUGUUACAGGAGUUGCUCAGGUCUGUGUUCCUGUCAGAAGAGCUGCAGGAAACACUCACGUGCCCCAACCACUGCAGACACAAAUUCAAUCACUUUCUCCCAGCCUCAAUAUUCCCCACUUCUAGAGACCGAGAAGCAAAACCUGAGAGAUUUAUUUAAACUCCUUUAUAGAUUCUGGGGGGAGAGGGGAGGUGUGGGUGCAUCUGGGGCUUCAUUUCCAAACGCUUCAUAUGUUUGUGUGCCCGUGUUUUUAAGGACAGAAGGAAAGCGUGAGGAUUUUGUAGCCUGUUUUUCAAAACACAGGCUAUAGACUAUCAUUCAGCUGAUUCUGCAAAUAGCUUAAAAAAAAAAAAAAAAUCAAUCCUCUGUCAAAUGUUAGUAGUUUUUGGUCCAAGUUAAAAUAGGUCCUCGUUAAAAAUAAUACAUUCCAUACUACGGAGUGGUACGUAACGUGCAUUUUAAAGAGAAGGUAGUCUGCAGGCUUAAAAACAAAGAGAGUGUCUCCAAGUUAAGUAGAUAAGAAGAUUUUUUUUUCCAAACCCAAGUUAAUUAGCUGGUACGUCAAGCCUCAUAGAUGUCUUCCUACCUUUCAAGGGCUGAAGAAUCCCCAGUAAAUGUACUUAAACUUCCUAGUGAGGGCCAGUGAGAUGAAUGCAGAGAUUAGGGCGAGUAUUACCCUGCCUUCUCAGUGCAUCCCAGCUGCAGUUCAUCCUACUAUUGAUAAUGAUGCUUGGAGUUACUGAGGUGGUUUCUGAAACUCACAUAUGGGGUCCUUUCCCCAAGGAUGAGGAAUAAUAGCGGCACUCAGGUGGUACGGGGAGGGUAAGCACAGAUUUGCAGUUGUCUUUGCCUGGUGCAUGGUGACUUCUCAGUCAUGCUGAUUUAAUAAAGGGAGAGGUACAUUCUCAGGACAAGGGCUGUAAUUCUCUGAUAGUGUUUGAUUUGUGUUAACAAACAGGAGGGGGAAUAAAAAACAGCACAGGUGAAAGGAAAAAAAAAAUGUCUGGGCUUGCUGGAGGGCAGCCCUGGCAGAACGCUGCUGCAGUAUGAAACGUUCUGUGGCCAAACUCUCAGCAAUUUCUGAAAUACCAUAAUUUAGCAUACUGUACACUGCACUGAAAUGCCUGGGACUUUGUUUUUGAACUUCUUCCUUUCUGCUGUUACACUUAACUUGCAGCAUCUUGAAUUACUUAGCUACACCCAGAUAGAAAGUUACCGUUUCUUUAGCUCUACACGCUGCACUGGGCUCUUAGUGUUAAAAACUGUCCAUCAGAGUGGAAAAGCCUUUCCAGCCCUUUCCUCUAUAUUUCCUAGCCUUUAACAUAACCUUCUGAGGCGUUUUAUUAUCUUGAAAGACUUUAAUAUUUUUAAUUAGGAAAAAGAAAUGCCCUACACACCUCUCUUAAGUAAUCUUUUUGGAGCUGGUUCCAUCAGCAAAGAUAAUUUGCUACUGUGCCAUGAGCUUAAUCUGCUCACACUGACAUUACAGGAGUGAGAAAUGGGACAAAAGGCACCUUCUGUCACUGCAGUUUGCAAAAAUAUUCAUAAAUGUAAAAUGUAUACAAUCCCAGCUUGAAAAAAACUGGUGCCAGCUCUACUCAGGCAUGCAUUCCUGUGUAUUACUUCCUAUUUUCCAUGGCUAUGGGAUCCUGGGUUUCCCAAGCUGAGAUAGCAAUCAGGGGGGAGGAUUGUCCGAUUAUGAUGUGCAUACCUGUCCAUGAGGAAUUCUGUGGACUCCUUAUAUUUGUUUAUCACUUGGUUUUUACACACUGGAGUAGUUUAAUGAGUUGCCCUGUGAGAGGCUGCUCCGAAGGUGGCUAAAUGCCACGUUCACUGCAGGCUUGGUUCUGUGCUGUUCAUGGGCACUCUGGGUCAGUGCAGGGAGAUGGGCAUUUGGAAACAUGCCCCAGCACUGGUAUAAAUCCCUUAUAAAGAGCUGUGGUUGAGGCUGGAUAUCUGGGACAUCCAGGUGGGAAUCCAUCGCUCCCUGGGUCUUGCUUCUGUGUCUGAGUUGCCUGUGUUGUGUCAGGACUGCAAACAAAACAUACACCAGGCAUGAAGCACGUGGCCAUUCACAAGGAGAAUGUGUUCUGUGGUCAUCACUCUGACUUCUUGCAUCCUUCUGGGGUCUGAACCCCUUGUGCUCCCCCUUAGCAGAGGUAACUGAGGGCAUUGAUCGUCUCACAAGCUCCUGGGCAUUAACAUUUAACCAUCCUAUAAUUUGGUUUUUAAGUGAAAGCAGAGUGGUUAAUAAACUUAAUCUAGCAUUCACACAGGUUUGAGGAUGGCUGACCUCUGCCCUCUAGAGACCCAGGCUCAUUUAAGAAUCUGCAUCAGAGAGAGCCCCUGCACUUGUCCUGUCACAGCCAGUCCUGUCCCCCGUGGGCUGCAGUGUCACCCUCGCCGUCUGCAGCAGCAGCAGUGGUGACAAGGAAUUUGCUCCUUUUAUUUAUGUCUCCCUCCUCUAGAAGGGUCAGACACAACUCUCUCCUUCAAGAUAGCAGCUCUCCUGGGGAUUGGAACAGCAAAAGUAAAAUCUUGGUCAAAAAUGAGUCAAUCUUUCAAUUUGUUUGCAUAUAGGAGAGAAAGAAAAAGUCAGACCAGAAAAAAAAAAAAAAAAAAAAAAAAAAAGGAAGAAAAAGGGAAGCAGGAAUGUCAGGUCUUUGGAUUUGGGGCACAGGUUUGCAGCUUUUAGCAUUACCUUACAAAAUUCCCAUAUUGGGAAAGCCUUUUAUGUUGGACCAUUCAGCCAACAGAAGUGCUGCCUCGAACUGUAAAGCAUUAUCUGUGGAUUUCUUUGCACAUUCCACGUCCUGCAAUUCUUGGGGAAAAAAAAAAACAACAACUUGGAUAGGAGUAGUUUGUCAAUGCUAUUAAUAGAUAUGUUUAAUGCAGGAGUGUGCAAUGUGAUGAACAGCCUUGGCAGGAACCAUAUCCAGCCUGAUUGUAUUGUAAUACUGUUUGAUGCAGCAGUGUGUUUGAUCAGUUACAAGUGAUGAGUAUCAUAUCACAUCAAACAAUUUAAUACAGUCUCAUUGUAUGGAAUUAUGGCUGCUGUCAAUCAGCAUGUGGCCUAUUCCUUACAGAUCUGUCUUUGGGAGCUGGAAUACACUGGUAGCUUCAUAUGCAUUAAUAAAUAAAGUGCUGCUGAAAUUCCA